AUGCCCGAGGAGAAAAGUGCGGGCUCAGCUUGCCUAACAUCACACAGCCCUGCCGAGGAUGGUAAGACUGAAGAGUCUUCGGCCAUUAAUGAGCCCGCGUAUGCUCUUUUGCUUCCCAACGAGAACUAUGACCGCGAGUUGGCUUUAAAUGAGCGUGAGGAGAAAUGGGGGUUCACCCUUGCGGAGCUUCAAUGCGCAACCAAGGUAGUUAGCAGGUUGUUCCGUGACCCCUCUCUUUUUGUUGGGGAUCCCUACCUCGCUGAUAGCCGCUUGUACAUCAUGAUUACCCGUGACCGCAAAACAAAGCGAGAGCAUCGUGAAGUGUACAAGACCAUCAUGAAUGAAGAGAAAAGCCGACGAAAACGAUAUGAGCGGAUGAAGGAUGUAGAGACAAUCAAUCGCACCGGCAUGAAACGCGAGCGGGUCGAAGCGUUGAACAUCCUUACACGUCCUGAUGUUGAGAGCGAUUCAUCGCCACUUCUUCUAUGUGAGGGGCAAAACUUUCAGGAUAACCUUGCGCAAUUUCCGAAUCCGAAAGGCGGUGCAUUAAACGAUCCAGUCAAACUAGAUGAUCUUUCCAAGGAAGGCCAUAAGCAAACUGACGACAAGGGGUUGGCUACGACUGAAAUAGAACUACUUCGUCUGAUUGGCGCCUUUGAGAACUUGCUACGGCUUGAGCAGGUUCUCCGCGGGGAGCCCAUCGACCACCCAUCGGCGUCGCCAAGCUUUCCACAAAGCACCUCGGCUGCAUCACCUCAAUCAAACGAUGCCGUAACCCUAUCGAGGGCCGAACUAGCAGCUCGUGCUUCUCAUACCCCUACGGACGGUAACAGUGUAAACCCUCAGUCUGGGAAGGUUCCAUGCGCGAAUCACGACGGCUUCUCUUCGCCCUCUACAAGAGGAGACGCACCUAGCGUCGCAUGCGUGGCCCCGGGCUCACCAGCGGCUUCCAAGGUCAACUCCCAGGAGGUGGAUUGGGUGGCCGCGACCCAGCUUACGGCACAGGUGUAUCGAUACCUCCCCCAUGCGUUUGGCUCACAAAUGCCGCCAGCCCUCUUCCCAGGGCCUGUGCCGCGUUCCCUUUGCGAAAGGGAACGGUGUAGUUACAUCAGCGGGUUUAAGCUGGCUAUAGCGCGCCAGCUCCUGGUGCGGGAAGACCUCAAAAAGGGUGGGGACCGUCCCGAUGCCGCCGAUACCGUAUCUUCAACUCGCAUCGAGGCGUGCAACUUGGCUCAAUUUCUUCACUCUGCCGCCGAGUGCGACGUUAUUGUGCACGAUUUGUCGGCGCCCGUUAGACUGGAUCGGGUGGAAUUUCUACGGGACUUGGUAGCAAGCAGCAACCGUGGCCAACCUGGUUGUGAAGAGACUCAAUGGCAAGCUAGUUGCAGCAUUUGUGGCGACGCACAAUGGCUCUUGGAUGCUAUCGAGUUAGCCAUGACGGAGGGAAGUGGGGAUACCAUGCGCCAAUCCACAUUGGAGUCAUCUUCAGGCCUUCCAUUCUCUACCUCCAAGCUCUUUGCCAAGCAAACCCUAAAUCUUUUCAUCGCCCGACGCUUGUACUGCAAUGAGAAUCUGCUGAGAUUCGGUAGUUCCCCGAUUGUAAUCGAGCGUAACGCACCCAUCUCAGACUCAGAAGAGCCGGAUUGUUGGUCUAUCUUUGAUGACGUCCAGCAGUAUGCCUGCACACGGCAUGAUAACCUUAAACUUAGCCGUUUCAGAAGCUGCAGCACGUGCAGAGUCCGCUUUAAUGACCUGCACCCAUAUUACUACAGCAUGUGCCAUCUUUGUGGAGAGUUUAACUAUAAUAAGCGGCUCUUAGCACGGGAUCUACGGGGUAAGGUGGUGCUUCUGACCGGCUGUCGGAUUAAGAUUGGCUAUGCCAUGGCACUUUCUCUGUUGCGCUGUGGUGCUGUCGUGCUAGGGACGACGCGUUUUGUUCACGAAGCGGUCGCGCGAUUCCAACAGGAAGUCGAUUAUGAGACAUGGAAGGAUCGACUUUACCUGUUUUCCCUGGAUUUGCGAGAUCUAUGGGUGGUGACUCAGUUUUGUGGUUUUGUUCGGCAGCGCUAUCCUAAGUUGUUUGCGAUCAUCAACAACGCAGCGCAGACCAUCGCGCGCACACCGCAGUACACAGCCCAUCUCCGUCAGAUCGAGGCGGAUCCUUCGCCGGAUCUACGACGAGUCAUCGAAGCUGAUCGUAAUUCAAGGGAGUGGUUUUCCUUUUUCCUUGCCCACUCUACCGUCAUGGUAGGGCAGCCGCUGACGAUUGAGCAUCACCCCCGCAGUAAUCCCUAUUUAUUCCUGACGGCUUCAUCUGAAGAGACGGCUCAAGGGGCAAGCCUUGAGAGCUCCUCUCCUGAGCUACGUGAGGCUACAGGGGAGAACUCGCAAAAUAAUCUAUCUCUCGUUGCUGAGCAGACAGUUUCCUCAAACGUUGUGUCUGACCGAACGCUUAUUUUCGACCGCUACGAUACGCAGGCUGAAGAAAGCGAUAACCGUGAAACCAAUUCAUGGGUUAUGAAGCUUGCAGAGGUGCAGGGAAGUGAGGCGGCUGAGGUGAUGACUAUUAAUGCCCUGUCACCCUUCAUCCUCAACAGCAAGCUAAAGCCCUGUCUUACAAAUCGUGAGGGUGACGACGAGGUUUCUUCUGUGCAGCCCGAACCUCGUUUUAUCAUUAAUGUCUCAGCCAUGGAGGGUCAGUUCUACCGCUUCAAGCAGACCACACACCCGCAUACGAACAUGGCCAAGGCGGCGUUGAACAUGAUGACUCGCACCAGUGCUGAGGAUUACGCUAAGGAUGGAAUUUACAUGAACUCUGUAGAUACCGGUUGGAUAACCGACGAAUCUCCUAAAAUUCAACGGGAGCGUCGUUCUGAUACCUUUUCUUUAUGCCCACUGGAUGAGGUGGAUGCUGCGGCUCGCUGUCUAGAUCUUAUCUACACCAAUAGCACCGCAUACGGCACCUUUUUUAAGGAUUAUCGAGAAAUCCCUUGGUAG
Phytomonas sp. EM1 is the source of this 2997-nucleotide messenger RNA. The record is from the annotation of a GenBank genome assembly. Lineage: Eukaryota; Euglenozoa; Kinetoplastea; Trypanosomatida; Trypanosomatidae.